UCAGCCCGCGCUUUUCCCCACCCACCGGCCGCCUGGCCGCCGCCUACGAUUCCGGCCAUACGAGCUGUCGGGAUCACGCCUGCAGGCCGCCGCACGCCCGAGAUUGUCCUCCACCACUUCCUCGUACCGUGGCCGGUCGGAAAGUUGCAGAUCAGGGUUGGUUGUCCCGGCUGCCGGAUUUGGCGGUUCCGGCCACCGGUGGCUGCGCCAAGCCAUGGAUUGGUCAGGGAGCACCCGCACAGCCCCGGCAAAGCCCCAGAGCCGCAUGCAGGUACUGGUUCGUCCUCUAGCCGCCGCCGUCGGUUUGCCGGCAAGGGCUCGGCCGACCAUCGCCCGGGCUCGGCGCUCACGCAGCGGCUCGCCGGUGCCGCUCAUACAGUGCGACGACUGCACGCAGACAGUACUGCGGCUAACAUCUAGCACUCCGAAACACCCCGGAUGGGUAUUCUUCAAAUGCGAAAACGACGAGGAAGAUGGAUGCUCAUUUUGGUUUUGGGAAGAAAAAUACAUCGACUUAUUGAUAGAAAGAAACUUAAUAGAUGUUCGUGCACUCGUUGCUAGAAUUGAGGCUAAUGAUGCGGCUACAUGUGCAAUUAGAGAAGAAACUAGAGGGGAAGCAACGUCUACUUCUUUAGAGUCAAAGAAGAAGAAUGAAGAAUGCAAGAUCAAGAAUCCGCAGAUCAACAAUGGAUGCAUGGAGAAGAUGUUGGUCCAACUAGUAGGAGCAGUUAUGGAAGUUGGAUAUCUUCUAAAAUGCCUAAUUGUGGUUCUUGUUUUUUUGGUCUUACUAUUCUAGCAAAGAUUUGGUGAAUUAUGAUGUAUCCAAUGCCCUUGUAGAAAAUAAAGAAGCAAAGAAAUAUG
Molecule: messenger RNA, 861 nt
Organism: Aegilops tauschii subsp. strangulata
Lineage: Eukaryota; Viridiplantae; Streptophyta; Magnoliopsida; Poales; Poaceae
Source: RefSeq, a predicted model, not a curated record